AUUAUCAGUUGCAGAUUUGGCUGCGGAUGGUGCUAGCUCAGCGCUGUAACCUUCCUGGCAACCAUAGCAACUAUUACAGUUCACCCUCCCAAAUUCCCCGUAGUGCUUCCCACGCUGUACAAUGACUUGACUCCAAUGUGCACUAUAUUAGCCACAGCUGGGUAUGCUGCCGCGAAUGCUAUAUUAUCAACGACCGUGGGCUGGUAGACCGCGGCGUAAAAUGGGUGCUUUUAUGGACAAACCUAAAACGGAUAAGGCAAUCGAGACAGGAUGCGGCAAUCAUAUUCGCUAUGCUAUUGGAUCGAUGCAGGGAUGGAGAGCCGAAAUGGAGGACACCCAUGUGGCCCGCAUCGGACUGGGUAAUAGUAAUUUUGCGGGAUGGUCGUUCUUCGCAGUAUUCGACGGGCACGCUGGCAAACAAGUAGCGGAUUAUGCAGCGCAGAAUAUCUUGUCCACCAUUCUGGGCUGCUCGGAAUUCCAUGAAGCAGCAUCUAGCGCGCGAACCGUCACAGAGAAAAACGAUCUCAUGCACCUGGUGUUCGCCAAAAGCUUCCUCACGCUGGACCUGCAAAUGCGCCGACUUCCGGGCGUUGCCAGCGGUGAAGAGCGAAGCGGCUCAACCGUAAUAUGUGCCUUAAUCGGUCCUGACACCAUUUAUUUCUCCAAUCUCGGGGACAGCCGCGGCAUUGCAGUAUCAAACGGAAACCUCAUGGUGGUCACGGAGGAUCACAAACCGUACCGCACUGAUGAGCAGAAGCGGAUUGUCACUGCCGGCGGCUCAGUGACUAUGCAGCGUAUUAACGGCAACUUGGCUGUUUCGCGCGCGUUAGGCGACUACGACUAUAAGAACCGCUUAGACCGCGGCCCGUUCGAGCAGUUGGUCAGUCCGGAACCGGAUCUAUAUCCACUACCGAGGAGGAACGAAGAUGAGUUUAUUGUAUUGGCCUGUGAUGGAGUAUGGGAUGUUAUGGGCAGUGAGGAAUUCUACCGGUUUGUUCGCUACCAGCUGCAAGUGACCAGCAGUCUGGAUCACAUCUGCUCCACCAUUCUGGACGUCUGCCUUGGAAGGGGUUCUCGUGAUAAUAUUACGGUUGCUCUUAUUGUGUUCCCUGGCGCACCGACCGUAUCCGAAGAAGUCAAAAUGUUGGAUCGCCAAUUAGACUACCAUAUUGAGCGUGCCGUUACCGAAAUCGUGGCAGCAUGCCCAGCGCCAACAGUGAUGGAUGCCGCGUCUCUUGUGCACUUGGUUGCCGAGUGUUUAGAGGAUUUUAAAACCAAAAUUCCGGAUGGUAGUGGAGGUGCCCGAAAUAAGCGGAUGUUAAUAGAAAAGCUUUGGAGACAAAUGCGACCAGAUAAACCCCUACGACCCGAUUGUGGCGAAGUAUCGACUGCUACCGUUUUAAAAGUGAUGGGAAACCGAAACUUAGCCUCGAGGUUUCCCUUUAAGUCCCUCGUAAAGAACCGCACCAACUUUACGGAGGCAAACAAAAGCAACCGCUUUGCUACGAAAAGCAGUGUAGAACGGCUAGAAUUGACCGUAGAACCGAAAGACAGCCAUGUAAACGAUAGAAAGAAAGGCGAUGCCGCAGAGAUUUCGCGUAGAGUCUGACAUUGUUGUAAAGGACGCUGUGCUAUAUUGCUAGUAUGUUCUGCUGUUGUGUUUUAAAUUUUAUCCAGUCUUAUGUGGAUUAGUAAUAGUAUUAUGUGGAUUACUAAUUCAGGCUUACCUCAGAAUCCAGUGUAUAUAAAUGAAAGUACGUCGCUGU
This is a messenger RNA of Paramacrobiotus metropolitanus, 1766 nucleotides long. RefSeq names its product protein phosphatase 1B-like. Gene Ontology annotation, biological process: protein dephosphorylation. The record is from RefSeq and is a predicted model, not a curated record. The transcript has 5 exons. Gene Ontology annotation, molecular function: protein serine/threonine phosphatase activity; manganese ion binding; magnesium ion binding. The coding region runs from base 164 to 1609 and encodes 481 amino acids. NCBI's taxonomy places the organism in Eukaryota, Metazoa, Tardigrada, Eutardigrada, Parachela, Macrobiotidae.